GUUUCUCCAAUUACUCUCCCACCUUCUCCUCUGAUUUUCUGCAGAGAAAUCACUCCUCCCAUACCAACCCACGCCCAUUAAUGCCACCAAUUUCUCUCCCUUCCCUAUAAAUUUUACAUGCACGCAAACACCACCUCUCAUACCCGAAAAUCACAGCACACAUUCACCUUCUGCUAGCUCCUAUCCAGAGAGAGAGAGAGAGAGCGCCCCUCCACCUCCUCCAUAACCACCGAACCCCCACCCCACACCACCCGAACCCUCCUCCAUCAAAAAUUAAGGGGGAGUCAAAUGGAAGGAAUUGAGGAGGAGCUAGACCCAAUGCAUAGUCCAUGCAUGAGGUGGCUUCAGUGAAUUUUAACACUCCGUAUUAAGAUUUCACAUUGUCUUUCUUUACCAGGGAAAACGUUUGCCCAAAUCUGUGUCGCGUAAGUGCAUAGGUAUAUGUCGGCCGGCCGGCAAAUGCGUAAAGAUAUGCCUCUUUUUUUCUUUUAAUUUUAAAUAAACUAGCUGAAAAGGAUUUACUAUCCAGCGUUCCCGGAGUACCAUGUGAUAUUGUCUACAUAGUACUCCCAACUAUUUACGUAGCAACAAUUAUCUAGAAAGAAUAUUAUCGCUCACUUUUGUUAGGGGUAGGAACACAAAUGACAUAAAAUUGUGCGACGAACGAUAUUUUAUUUGCAGGUUCACCUAGUACUCCAAAAAUACCCGAUAAUUGGCCUUGAAGAAGUCAAAAGAUCUUACUCAUUUAGGUAACUUUGAACAUCAUCUAUAUAUGGAUGCCACCAAUAUUAUCCAAUACCCAAGCCAUGGUGCUCAAGUGGAAGUGAUAGUAGUGCCCUUUCCAAUGCAUAGCCAUCUCGACCAACUCCUCCGCCUCUCCUGCCUCAUUGCCGCCCACAACAUCCCCGUCCACUAUGCCACCACCGCCACCCACCUCCGCCAGGCCAAACUCCGUUUCGAUUCCCAAACCUACCUCCAAAACUCCAACAUCCACUUCCAUGAAUUUCCCACCCCUCAUUUCCUCUCCCCUCCCCCCAUCCCAAAUUCCUCCUCCAAAUUUCCUUCACAUCUCCAACCUUCCUUUGAAGCUUCAGUGCACCUCCGCGAACCCACGGCAGCGCUCCUCCGCGAGGUCUCUGCAACCGCCAGGCGGGUUGUCGUAAUCCACGACUACCUCAUGGCUUAUGUGGUUCAAGACGUUGGUACCCUCCCCAAUGCAGAGUCUUAUAUGUUCUGUGCUGUUUCUGUUUUCCACUAUUCUCUUAGAGGAAUGAAGGACCAGAAUUCAGUCCAAGUACUACUUGAUCAAGAACUGAAAGGGAUACCAUCUCUUGAAGGAUGUAGCACUCCGGAGUUCCAAAAUCUUAUAUCUCUUCAAUAUGAUUUUCUCUCACUAGGAGCUGGAAUUAUCUUCAACUCAUGCAGGUCAAUUGAAGGUACUUACAUUGAUUUACUGGCAAAGGAAAUGAAUAGUAGAAACAAGAAAAUUUGGGCAGUUGGGCCAUUGAAUCAUGGCAAAACGAGUGACAGAAGAGAGUCAAAUAGCCGGCACAAGUGUUUGGAGUGGCUUGACAAACAAGUCCCUAAAUCCGUGUUAUAUGUCUCGUUUGGAACAGUUACUUCAAUAGCAGAUGAACAGAUCAAAGAGCUUGCGAUUGGGUUAGUACAGAGCAAACAAAAGUUCAUUUGGAUAUUGAGAGAUGCAGAUAGAGGAGACAUUUUUGCCGGAGAUGUGAAGAGAGCUCAACUGCCAAAAUGGUAUGAGGAAAGGGUGAAAGAGUUCGGAUUGGUGGUGAGGGAUUGGGUGCCCCAAGUGGAAAUUUUGGGGCAUCCAUCCACAGGCGGGUUUAUGAGUCAUUGCGGUUGGAAUUCAUGCUUGGAGAGCAUAACCAUGGGAGUGCCCAUAGCUGCCUGGCCAAUGCACUCUGACCAGCCUAGGAAUGCUUUUUUGGUUACAGACAUAUUAAAAGUUGGUGUGGCAGUUAACACAUGGGAAAAGAGAGAGGAAAUAGUGAAUUCAUCCACCAUAGCAAGAGCUGUGAAGAGUUUGAUGGCAUCAAAAGAAGGGGACGAGACAAGGAAGAGGGUGGAGGAGAUAGGCGAUGCCACUCGACUGGCGGUGGAAGAAGGUGGAAUUUCUCGCUUAGAGUUGUAUUCAUUCAUUGCCCGCAUAACCAGGGAGUAAAAUAACCCAUGAAUCGAAAUUUAUAGAAAUUUCAUUCUAAAUAGAUUCAAAAUGGUAUUUUGAGAUUUUUUUUUGUUUUUACUUGGCGAAAGUCGGUAUUGUCACUUGUAUGAGGGUACAUGGUGCCUACUACUUGGCUACCCCUUCACUGGCGUAUUUUGAUGUUUAUUGAGGUAGAUGUUUUAAUUG
Molecule: messenger RNA, 2374 nt
Organism: Rhododendron vialii
Lineage: Eukaryota; Viridiplantae; Streptophyta; Magnoliopsida; Ericales; Ericaceae
Product: zeatin O-glucosyltransferase-like
Exons: 3
Coding region: 773-2185 (470 amino acids)
Molecular function (GO): UDP-glycosyltransferase activity
Source: RefSeq, a predicted model, not a curated record